AUGUUCUUCGCACUGGAAACUGGUUCCUUAAUGGUGAUCCUCAUUUGUUUGAUGGCACAUUUGGUUUCUGCUGGCAGUCCUGAUAAACUGUGUCAAUCGGAUGAGGAGUGCAUCCAACUUAAGGAUUGCCCACACAUAUAUAACGAUCUGAAGAGCAAAAGAUUGUCGCGGUCUGCAAAAUUAGAUAUAUUGCAGACAAGAAUAUGUGGCGACAAUGUUCGAUACCAGAAUCUUAACCAAAUGAUUUAUAUCUGCUGUCCCAAGCCGGCAACCAUCUUGCCAAGCUAUCCGGCUUGUGGACGGCCACAAUUGAUUUACCGUGUUAUGGGUGGCACGGAGCCGAAUCUCAACGAAUACCCGUGGCUGGCCAUGCUUCUAUAUCGGAAUCUGAGUGCCUUCAACGCCAAUUGGAAACUAGUCCCGGGUUGUGGUGGCUCCCUGAUUAACAAUCGCUAUGUCCUGACUGCAGCCCACUGUGUAACCGAUGAGGUCCUGCAAAUCCAACGCGUCCGCCUGGGCGAGCACACAACCUCCCAAAACCCGGACUGCAUGGGCUUUGGCGCACAAAGAAAAUGCGCUCCCCCACAUCUGGACAUCGACGUGGAGUCGGUCACAGCGCAUGAUGACUACGAUACAGCCAAGAAAACCUUUCACAACGACAUCGCCCUGGUGCGACUUCAAGUGCCAGUGCGAUAUACGCUCGCUUACUAUCCGAUUUGCGUUCUGGGCUACCGCAGCUCACUGCGUAACUCCAAGCUGCGCGUGGCUGGCUGGGGACAGACGGGAAUGUUCGACGCUAGGAGCAAGGUGCUGCAACAUGCUGCCCUCAAGGUAAGGAAAUCAAAAGUGUGCUCGAAAAAGUACGCGCACCUGGGUUUCGGGCCGCGAUCACAGAUAUGCGCCGGCGGCUUGGAUAACAAGGGCCCCUGCCCCGGCGACUCCGGAAGUCCAUUGAUGGGCACCUCGGGUUUCAGCUACGAGGAAUUCACGUUCCUGGCCGGCAUCACUUCAUACGGAGAUGUUUGCGGCGCAAUUGGCCGGCCGAUUGUUUUCACACGAACGGCGAGGUUUUACAAAUGGAUACUGGAACACUUAAGGCCCUAGAAGCUGUUGAACAUACUUAUAUAAUA
Molecule: messenger RNA, 1130 nt
Organism: Drosophila sechellia
Lineage: Eukaryota; Metazoa; Arthropoda; Insecta; Diptera; Drosophilidae
Product: phenoloxidase-activating factor 3
Exons: 3
Coding region: 1-1104 (367 amino acids)
Biological process (GO): proteolysis
Molecular function (GO): serine-type endopeptidase activity
Source: RefSeq, a predicted model, not a curated record